Messenger RNA from Protopolystoma xenopodis, 840 nucleotides. The record is from the annotation of a GenBank genome assembly. NCBI's taxonomy places the organism in Eukaryota, Metazoa, Platyhelminthes, Monogenea, Polystomatidea, Polystomatidae.
UCCGAGUCUUUUGAUUACCCCUUUGUAUCAUCUCGGGAUUCUGUCACACCGACUAAGGUUCAUCCUAUACGUCGGGACUCUUCUGCAUCUAUCGUUUCUACAGAUAAUAAAAAGGGGGUUGCAACCAUAUCAUUGCUUAAUGAUCAUGCUUCAUCUGAAGGACUUCGUUCUCCUGGCCAUUUUGCCUCACCCAGCUCUAUCUACUUCUCGCCUACCUCCACAGGUGUUUUCCAGUCAAGUUCAGCUGAGAACCCUAUUUGCACCCGAGCAACUUCUCUAUUUUCUGCCAACUCCCCCGUCAGAUCUUUCACUGCGGUCUCUUCUGCUACAACCUCUUCUACAUCUAUCAUUGCCACAAAAGGUUGCGCCUGCUCUGUGGGUUUUCCUCUCUCAGCACAAACAAUUCAUGCUAAACUACAGUCCGGGACAGCUUCUUAUACAGGUGACACAAUACAAAUGUCAUCAACAGAAACAGUAGAAGCUUGUCACCAGCCAAAUUGCUUGUAUUCUACUUCAGGGACUUGUCAGGAACAAGUGUUGUCCAUAAAAAACGCUAAAAAGGAAUCACUCAGUUCCCACACUGCCAAAUUCAUCCCUAAAGCCGACCAUUUUGAUCAUCCUCUACCACAUAUACGACAGUGCGACAACUCAACAUGCCCUGUAUCGGAAGCCAGAUAUUCCGAUACUGUAAUAUCAUUCUAUGAGAACACAACUGGCCCUAUUUUACCUUUGAGGACCAAUGCACCUGACUUUCCUAAACCUCCUCAAUCACAUAAAUCAUCUUCGAGCAAGGUCGACAAUCCACUUUGCAUAAUCUUACCAGCCUCUUCUAAUAUAAGA